AUGGCGACGAGCAUUCGAUCUCUUUUAUCGCCGUUCCUGAUAAUAAGUUAUGUGUGCGGUUUAAGAAUUGUGGAGUUCCCUACAGGACACCUAAGAUUUUGGUUCAGUCUUUUCUAUAUUCUCCUAUUUUGGUCAACUUAUUGUUUUCUUGUUAUAAAUAAAGGGCUAUCUUAUGUGCCUAAGUAUUCCGCCGAAUAUAGGCUUUACGUUUCACUGAACAUAUUCAUAACUCUAUUAUCAAUGCUUCUUGGAGUGUAUCAUGAUAAGGGACACGUAGAUUGUUGGGCACCAGAUAUCGAGUAUAAAUCAAAGCUUGAGAAUCAAAAUCUUAAAAACAAAAUAAUUAUGCGGGAAAAUGAAAUUAUGCUGAAGAAAAUUCGUCAAGUGGAAAGUGAAUAUCCUACUCGUGAGUUUUUGAAGGACUGGAAAAGUAUGCACGAGGCAGUAGAACAUCGUGCAAGAUACGUUUCGGUGAUUGAAAGACUGUCCAGUUCAUCACAAGUACAAAAGCAAUUGGCCGAGAAGAGUCAAACGAGAUGCUUCUUCGAUAUUGGACUUAAAGGAGAAAAUCAAAAAUUAGGGCGUAUAGUGUUUGAACUCUACAACGAUAUCGUACCACGUACAUGCGAGAACUUCGCGGCUUUUUGCCGUGGGAUAAAUGGAUUGUCAUAUAAGAACACUCCAUUUCAUCGUAUCGUCUCUGGCUACUGGUGCCAAGGAGGAGAUGUCACAAAGUUUGACGGUACUGGCGGUACCUCUAUAUACGGUGACUCAUUCGAUAAGGAAAACUCCAAUCUACGGCAUAUGGAACCCGGCAUACUGUCUAUGUGCGAUAACGAUGAUGGCAGAAACGAUUCAAAGUUUAAUCUUGCGUUUAAACGCUUGAAAACCGUGGAUGGAGACAGGGUCGUUUUUGGUCGAGUAAUAGGCGGAAUGAGAAACAUUUACAAGGUAAUGUUGGACAUUUCUUGUUGGUAA
Molecule: messenger RNA, 978 nt
Organism: Nylanderia fulva
Lineage: Eukaryota; Metazoa; Arthropoda; Insecta; Hymenoptera; Formicidae
Source: RefSeq, a predicted model, not a curated record